Alosa alosa (allis shad) is the source of this 5476-nucleotide messenger RNA. RefSeq names its product serine/threonine-protein kinase DCLK1-like. Bases 276 to 1340 code for a protein of 354 amino acids. Lineage: Eukaryota; Metazoa; Chordata; Actinopteri; Clupeiformes; Clupeidae. Gene Ontology annotation, molecular function: protein kinase activity; ATP binding. Gene Ontology annotation, cellular component: axoneme. Gene Ontology annotation, biological process: axoneme assembly; protein phosphorylation; retina development in camera-type eye. The record is from RefSeq and is a predicted model, not a curated record. The transcript is spliced from 8 exons.
UAGCGGUUGUAGCAGGUCUGCGGUGGGACGCUGCAUUAAUGAGGGACUAGCUAGCCCAUGUUAAUCACGACACGACAGCGAGAGGAGAGGACAGCAACUGCAGCGCAGCCGCUGCGUACUCUGGCAGGCUUAUUGCUCAGUUUAUUCGAAGCUUUGGCUAUUGGGUCAACAAAGGCAGCGUAAAUCUACUUUGUCAUUUAUCAUUACCUAACCAGAAAACGGAGUAUUCACAUCUGAAAAGAUUAGCUGGACUAGGCUACGGAAAUUAGGAAGAGAUGGAGAGGGAGCAUUUCGAAGAGCGGGACCCGGGUCAGAGGCACGGCUCUGGCGCACGAGCAAAUGGGUUGCCAAGUCCGCCACACAGCGCACAUAGCAGCUUGUUCCGAACGCGCACACUGAAGGCGCUGAGUGUGGAGAAGAGGGCAAUGAAGGUCCGAUUCUAUCGGAAUGGCGAUCGGUACUUCGAUGGCAUUGUCUACGCCGUCUCUGGCGACAAAUUUGGAUCAUUUGGCGCACUACUGGCCGAUCUAACUCGUUCCCUCUCUGACAACGUUAACUUACCGCAGGGUGUCCGGACCAUCUAUUCAGUUAAUGGGUCAAAAAAGAUUACAUCUAUUGAUCAGCUUGUGGAAGGGGAGAGUUAUGUGUGUGCAUCUAUUGAAGCUUACAAAAAGAUUGACUACACCAAGAAUGUCAACCCUAACUGGUCGGUGAAUGUGAAGGCCUCAGCCAACUGCAAGCCACCACCUUCCUUGGCAAGUACAAAACUAGGGUCCACCGAGGUGAAGAUGUACAAGGACUUCAUCCGGCCAAAAUUAGUGACCAUCGUCCGUAAUGGUAUGAAGCCUCGCAAGGCUGUGCGCAUCCUCCUGAACAAGAAGACAGCCCACUCGUUUGAGCAGGUCCUCACUGAUAUAACAGAUGCCAUCAAGCUUGACUCAGGUGUGGUCAAGAGGAUCUACACUCUAGAUGGCAAUCAGGUCACGUGCCUUCAGGACUUCUUCGGGGACGAUGAUGUCUUCCUCGCAUGUGGCUCUGAGAGGUUCCGCCAUCAGGAUGACCUUCUGCUGGACCAACAUGUAGAAAAACCACAACACAACUCUUUUGAACUCUGGACAGACAGUCAAGGUGCCAAAAAAGAGACCAGGGUGGUGAAGUCCAGGACUGUUGGCCUGUCCCACCGCAGCCAGUCCACUUCUGGCUCAGUGAAUGGGACUUCAGCAAGUCCGGUGUCGACAACGCCUCACUCCAUGAAGUCACCCAGCCCCUCACCCAUCAGCCAAGCCAACAUGAGAAAACGCAAGGACAAGGACCAGGUCACAACUGAAUGCACAGCUUGAACUCCCUUGAGUUCUGAUAGCGGAAUUAGCGUGUUGGAAGACCAAUUGAGUAAUCCCCUGAAAACCUUAGAGUCUGUGAAUGGGGUGGCUGACCACUGACUGGGCCGAGGCAGCUGCAUUGGAUUCGUCCCGCGAGGCGCUCUCUCUCUUUCUCUUUCUCCGUUCUCAUGCCGCCAUUGUGGUUUUCGAGAGCCCCAAACGCCAGUGAUUGACAGUGGAGAGUGCCCCCGCUGCCUUUUUGCUAGAUUUGUUGUUCUGUACGAGUGUAACGUGCUUUUCAUGCUAGAGACGUGCUAGUGAACCAUCUGUGUGAAUUAAAGCUACCACAAAGCAAAAGACAAAGGAAAUGAGCAUGCAACUCGACAGGGAUGAUGGGAUUUCUCUGCCGUUCUCUUUCCGUCCGAGAGUCUGUGUGUGAGAGUGGGUUUAAGCAUGCAGGCCUGUGGUCGUGUGUGUGUGGUGUGUGUGUGUGUUUGUGUGUGUGUGUGUGCGACUACAUCAAAGCAAUCCCCUAAUCCCGCCUUCGAGACUUGAUGACAGGGAGAGGUUUAAUUCUAGAAGCGUUGAAUGUUAAACCAGAAAAGUCCAGGCCCAAAUCUUGCUUGUCAUUGGUGGCUGUGCAUAAUUUUGUUCUAGCGCUAAGCUAAAAAACUUUUUUUCUGUGCCCUUCCUCCCGCUUUGUUUGUCCGCCAUGACCUUAUCCUCUAGUCUCGAGGCCUCCAGCCCCCCAUCCAGUAGAUUUAACACUUGCCACUCUAUCCAUAGCUGCCAGCGGAUUUAAUGGUUGGCAGUGGUCAAGUGGUCAGAGCCUGUGAGGAGAAAAAACGUGUGGCAUUUGAUUUGCUGCUUAGCGCUUCUGUGAAGUGUGCCAUUACUGACCCGGGCGAGGAUUAAUUGGAGGAUGCCCUCCUCAGGCAACACAGAGGAUUAGAGACUGACCUGGAAUCAGUCAUGUUAUUCCAGGCCUGACAGGAAGUACCUUUCUGUCCUGUCGUUUACCAGAUUCACAGAUUAUUCGCCCCAACCCCCAAAUGAGAACUUCAUCAGUAUUCAGUGUUCAGGACUCCUUUCUUUCCGGAACUUAUCUCUGCAUUGAAAAUACGUGCCCUGGGUACACAGGAAGCAAGGCAAGAGUUUUGUUAUUUUUAGACACUGCUAAAUAAUGUAAAACAAGUUAUUCUAUGUUUAUACCGCUGUGUAACUCCUGUUCGUGUCCUCAGUCGUGCCAGGGUGCGGUUGUGGAUGGGCUUAGUUCGUUAACGUUGUCCCUGAGAGAGCCUUAUUCUCUGCGGAAUGAAAUGGUUGUCUGACAUUUUUUGUCACCGAUAUUUGUGGUGUAGGGAAGUAGAAUCGCCAGCCUUGUGAUUGAGAUGAGUCCAUAAACUUCUGCUGAACGUUAGGAGGAACUAGCAUAGACUAUGUUUUUUUUUUCAUAGAGAGACAAAAACAUUUCCAUUGACGAAUUUGAGAAGAAUUUUAAAACUCUUCUUACAGCCCCAUUGAGCACAUCCCUCAAACAGCACACAAGUCAUACACAAGUAUGACAUUCAGUGAUGUUUGAAAGGAGGCUGCUGGCAAAUCCCAUCCUGAUUUUCAUUCUGAUGAAAGAACAGUCCUCUCUCUCUCUCUCUCUCUCUCUCUCUCUCUCUCUGUUCUCAUCUGUCUGAUCCCUCCAUGAGGCAGAAUUUGGGACAGCCAUAUCAGUGCAAGGCAGAGGCAUCAUAGUAGCUUUUCAACCAUCUGCCUCAUAAGUGGGUCGCACUUUGAAGACAGAGAGGAGGAAAGUGGGGGGUGGUGGUGGAUGGGAGGAGAAAACCCUACUUCACAAUCUGUGAAUGGGGGGAAGGGGACCAUCUCCCACAUGAGUGAGAUGUAUUUUCCAUAUGCUCGCUGAGAAGCUCUGCUUCCGUGCAAUGCUCAGGUCUGGCUGUAAGCGCUUUUGCUGCAUCCUCAUCACAAAACUCAUCCACAAUGCACAGAAAGGCAAGGACACCUGCCAAGGACACCUGGCAAGGACACCUGAGGUCAUGAACAGGUUGAGCUUAGUGGCAUCGGUUUGGGGGCUCAUGACGGCUUCAGUGUAUGUGACGCACUUUGCUCCUGUGUAAUAAUGAUGUGGAACUCUAGAUAUGUCACAGCAUAGAGAGCUAGCGAGUGUGUCACAGCAUAGAGAGCUAGCGAGUGUGUCACAGCAUAGAGAGCUAGCGAGUGUGUGCCGCCUGCUGCGCACGUUUCCGUGUCCUCUAGGCAGAUCUGUUGCAGGUUUUGUGUCGCAUACCAUGGAGAGCUGCUGAGACCAAAUGUAUGUCCUCAUUCAGAAUUCAGUGUAUCAAAGUCUGCCCAUUUUCCAUCACACUCAUUGCCUAGCUGCUAGGCCCUAGCAUCUUUGGUAGGAGUAGUUUUACAGGCAUUAAAAGAUCAAUAGACUUUGGAAACUAGAGAUUUGUGGGUGAAGUCCCUAAAGUAAGGUAGUCUUGGCACUGAAAACUGGGACAAAUGCCCAUCAUUCCUCCCUGGCAGCAUAACUCAGUAUAAUAGAUAUUUUCAGGCACCUCCCUCACAUAGAAAGCAUAUUCAUUUCAUCAUACAGUAGCAUUAACCAAAUCCAUUGUUAUCCUUUCAAUCAUAUUUUGUAAUUGAAAUGAAUUUGUUUUCUUCUCAUUGUUUCACCAAUAUUUUAACGAUUUAACAUGACCAUAUCUGGUUCAUUAUUCAUGGAUCAUUAUUCUCAUCCUGAAGCUCCAUCAUGGAUCCAGGCAUGCAGAGAAAGGCAUGAUCUAGUGUGACCCAGUUAAAGACAUUAACGAGACAAGAGGAAAAUCUUUAGCAUUCUCCUCACUGUAUAGUUGCUGGCCAUGUAUCCUAAGGCUCUUUCUCACACACACACACACACACACACACACACACACACACACACACACACACACACACACACACACACAUUGUUAACUCUCCCUUCCCCCUUUCCUUCAUCCGCAAACAGAAAGAGGGUCAACCACAAUUAAAACCAUGUUAGUGAUCAUGGAAAAAAAAUGGUGCUGUGCUUUUUUCCCCUCUUUUUUUCAAAUUUCAUUUCUUCACAUUUUCACUUCCGGCGUCAUUUCAUUUAAAGGCCAAAUCUCCACACACUUCACACGCUAUGUGGGUGUCAGUGGGGAUGGCAUCUCACCUCUCCCCUGUCGUCUCCUUAUCUCUCACACGUUAACCAUUACUAGCUGGCCACAGGGUGCUCACGCCUGACGAGUUGCAUGCUCUUUCGCUUCAUCAGUGUCUGUUUGGUUGCAUGUGUGCUGUGGAGUCCAGUUGAGAGUGCAAUUGAUUUGUACAUUUGUUUUCUGCUGUAUGUAUAUUGUUUGUGUGUUUGUUUGUUUAUUUGGGGGUCGUUUUGUAAAGGUUUGUGUGGUGGGAGGUGAUGGUGUUUGUAAUGCAUGUGGUGUAUUUGUCUCUCAUGGUGCAAAUUGUGUUUCUCUCAUGCAUCUCACAUCCAUCCAAAUAGCGUCUACUGUCAUAAACAGCAUCUCCCUCCUGCAAACACUUUGCCUAGUAUCUGUACAGCUCAUGUUUUGGCAUUUUUUUGGUUGUUAGUGCAACCUCCCAUUUACCAUUCAUUGUCAUUAAACUCUCAAAAACCAGCAAUGUACAGAUUAUCUGUUCAUCUUCUACAACUGCCAUUCAACAUCUUAUUUAUUCACAGUAACAGUGUGAUACUGGUCUCAUUCAUUGUCAGUCUCGGGUUUGGUUGUCUUGGGGUUACCUUCUUUUACAUAUGUGUGCAGCAUUCCCCAUCUCAUUUCUGAAUGUUCUGUAGAUUUGUUCUUUUGUUAUUUUUUUCUUUCAUUCAUGUUGUGAUGUAUGUCAGUCUCUCCUCGUUCAUUUUGAUUUGCUGAGCAAUUAUAGGGCCAUUUUGUUUUCUAAAUCUCAGUAGGAUCUAAAUAGGAUUCUAAAUCUAUUAUUUGAUUUCCAUUGUUUUUCCUAUUGUUUUCAUGUCAUUUAGUUAUUCUCUCAUUUCAUCCAAGCUUCAUCCUGUGAAUAUUGCAUGUGUUAUGUGCUUGUUGUGGACAGCAUCAUUGUGUAUAUGUUGUGUUUCAUAUGAAUCUGGAACCUUUCCUGAGUUAUUAAACAAGAACCAAGCCAAA